GACAUUGUCAGUUGUGUAGUUGGGAUGGCUGAACUGACAACAUCCCUACAAACGUGGGGGUUUAAAACUCCCAAAUUUACAAGAAAUUUCAUAAGAGUGCGAUAAAAUUAACGUAACCUUAGAUAACUAUUAAUUUUAUUUCCAUUGAAAAGAUCCAAAUUGUAAAUGAAUUCUCGGUUACUACAAAAUUGAAUAUUUAAACAUACCUGUCUGAUCCUUUAAGCUGAGAAUUAGACUUCACUUUAAAAGGUUUUUUAAACAUCGUAGAAAUUUAAAACACUGUACCAGAAAGAAGAGCCAGGAGGAACAUGGGUCUGGGUACCAAGCGAAAAAGCCCAUGGCGACAUCGCUGGUGCCAUAAGCUCUAUGUCACAAUUAUAACAGUCCCCAUUGCCGUAAGCAUCUGUCUGUCAGUCAUCAUUGUGUUUCGUUCUUUCGUCGCCAUUCCUGAUGAUGCUACGCCAAUAAUUCAACUGACAGGCACUGACCAAUUCAUCGACGAGUCCAAAAUCUUGGAAAGAGCUGAAAGACUGGCUGGUGCAUUGAGAAUUCCUACAGUUUCAUAUGAACCAGAUGUUCAAGAAAAGCAAGCCAUCUUAAAACUCCACCAGUUUAUUGAGAAAAGUUUUCCACUGGUCCAUUCCUCAAAAUUUAUAAAAAAAGACGUUGUAAAUGACUACAGUCUUUUAUACACAAUUCAAGGCUCAAACUCCAGAGCGGGAUUGUUACCGUAUUUACUCGCCUCCCACCUCGACGUAGUCCCUGCUGACCCCAAAACUUGGGAAGUUCCACCCUUCAGCGGAAAUAUAAUCAACAAAACUUAUAUCUACGGUAGAGGUGCCAUCGAUGAUAAAUCAGGAGUAAUGGGUAUACUUGAAGCAUUGGAGAAUUUAUUAGAGAAAGGAGAGCGGCCUGUAAGAAGUUUCUUUAUAGCAUUUGGGCAUGAUGAGGAGAUUUCAGGACGUCGCGGGGCUCAAGAAUUGGCAAAGGUUUUGGUCAACAGAGGAAUACAAAAGCUUGAUUUUGUUCUUGAUGAAGGUUUUCCUCUAAUAGAAUAUCCAGCUCUAACACCUGAUAGAAAAAUUGCAAUGAUUGGGGUUACAGAGAAAGGAUCUUUAACCUUAGAACUGAGUGUGACUGGGUCUCCGGGCCACUCCAGCUUGCCACCCUCCGAGAGUCCCAUCGGCAUCUUAGCCUCUGCCGUUGCCAAACUUGAGGACCAUCAGCAACCCAUCAUGUUUGGCAAAGGUCCUGAGUAUGCUACCUUCCAGUAUCUGGCUCCCUAUGUUCCUUUUUGGUAUCGCCUGUUGUACAGCAAUCUAUGGCUGUUCUCAUGGCUCAUCGCUUAUGAGAUGGAUCAAAGUCGAGCAAUGCGUCCUUUUGUGCGAACAACAACUGCAAUCACUAAGUUCAACAGCGGGAUAAAGGACAACGUCAUACCUCCAUUGGCAACAGCAACAGUGAACCACCGAAUACACCCGGCACAAACCGUCAGCCAAGUUGUCCAACACGACAGAGAGAUAAUCUCAGAUCCGAGGGUGAGAAUUCGCGUCAAGGUAGCACGAGAAGCCCACCCUGUCUCCACGUUCGGUCCUUCCAGUCCUCAGUUCCAGCUUAUGUCGUUCACUAUCAAGCAGGUCUUCCCAGAUGCUGUGGUUGUUCCAGGGGUCUUCAUAGCCAACACAGAUACAAGGUGGUAUCUCAACUUCACCUCUAGUCUCUACCGGUUCAUCCCUACAGUCAUCACUCCUGACGACUUGACUCGUUAUCACGGCAACAACGAAAGAAUCUCAGUCCGCCACUAUCACCAGGCUGUAAAUUUUUACUACCGAGUUAUCAAAAACGCAGAUCUCCUGGCCCACCAAACCUCUCCCCCCUCCACACAUACUUCUGCCCAUCUCCAGGAGUUGUGAGUCCUACCCAACUUGAGUUGCCUGUUCUGAAAUCCUCGGGGAAUGACUUAUUAUUGUUAUUGUAAAUAAACAGGGUAUUGAUUUUUUUGUUACCAUGUUACUUUUUCAAAUGUUACUGCUGUGUUGGUUGAUUUUCUAAUUGAAAAUGUUACUAAAGUAAAUUUAAAAAUAAACUGUUCCUAUUUCAUCAUUUAUAAUGAUUGAGUGAGAACAACAACAAGCAAUAAAAUCGUUCAGAUUUUAGUGAAAGAUUCAAUUAUUUUUUUAGCUGUUAUUUAAGAAUUUCUUAAGUUUAAUUGCUAAACAGUGUGUAAAUAAACUUUCUUAUUCUGAUUAAGAGAAAACACAAAUGCUGUGUGAUGGAUGAGGUAAAAAGUUAUGUUUUUUUUUCAACAAGUAAAAUAGUAGGGAAGGCAACAAACCAUGUAACUACCUGAAACUUAUUAGUCAUUGAAAAUAAAUACUAGUUAUAGAGUUAUAAUUACUUACUGUACCAAUUUUGUUUUAAUUAUCGUGGUCCUGUAAUCUAAUGUAUCAACACAAAAACAUAGUUUUUCAUUUCUCAAUGAAGCCAUGUAUAUGCCUUUAAGGUACCCGAGCUCACAUAGACUUCACUGUAAAAUAGAUUAAGCACUGCCUGAAUCUAUUGCCUCAAACCCUUAAUAAUAUUAUAAAUGACAACUAUUUUCAAAACGGCGUAGGAAAGUUAUCAGUUAACUGUCUUGAGGGGAGAGAUCAUAUACCUAAAAAUUAUUUUUGGUAAAAAAGAAGCAGACACAUUGAUAUUUAAGCUUUGUUUUAUAUCUGCUUAAAGAAUACAAGUUUUAUUGAAAAGGAACAUCUAAAACUGAAAACCAUCCUCUAGAGUUUUGUGUGUUUCCUGUUUAAAUAUUGCAAAAUAAAUCCUAGAAGUUCUCAAAUACUUGUCACAACCCCACCAUAAAAAAGUAAACAAUAACUUUCUGGACCAACAACACAACAAUUUAAGUCAAUAUUUUAAUCUUGUACGUGAUAUACUAUUUUGUACCCUGGAAAACUACAAAUAUUAUUUUUACAAUGAUUGAUAGUCCAAACCAAAAUUUCAGGUAGCUGUUUCAAGCUACAUUCUAGGAGCACUCUAAUAAACUAUAACUCACAUUAAAAGUCUUGCUGGAGAUUGAUUAAAAAAGCGUUUGAAAUAUAAACGAGAAAACAUGCAAUGGUUAGGAAGCAAAUGCAAAAUCAAAUCCAAUAUUUCUUGUUGGCCUACUGCCACUAGACAAAACAUGAUCAUAGUACAACUAUUUGAGCAACUUCUUUCUUAAGGAAUGUCUGCUUGGUUACCUUUAUGUUGAUACUAUUUCCUGCUGCUGUAUCAUGUGCUUGGUGAUUUGGCCAAUUGUUGAGAUCAAAAACUUACAUUUCUGGAUCAUGUUUAGAAAUAAUUGUACAUUUAUGCCGUCACUGGUUGGUUGAAAAAAGUAAAAUAUAGACUAUUGUUUUACCUUAUUCAAUCUGUUGCAAAGUGAGCUUAAAAUCAAACCAGUUGUUUUAUGUCCUAUUAAUGUAAAUAUUCAGUUUACAAACAUGUUCAAAAAAAGAAAUUUUUUUUUAGAAGAGGUAAUAUUGUGAUAACUCAAGUAAAUUAUGGCGAUAGAGCACUAUUCUGCAAUUUAAGUGUGAUCGAAACAAAAUAAUUAAUUUGUUUGAAAUUGCUAUAACUGUACCCUCAAUUUUCAGCAAUUAUGGUUCUAAAAUAUUUGAAAAUAACCAAUAAACUAUUUAUUUCCCUAAAAGUGAAUAAUCAAAUUUGGUUCUUGAUGCCUAGUAUUUACCUUCUAUGAAUAUAGGCCAAGUUAAAAAAACUUCAAUACUACUAGAAUACUAUGAUUAAUCUAAAUAAUAAAUAUCUUAUUCAUACAUUCAUGUCCCAAUUAAUUUAAUUGUCCAACAGCUUUUUCCAUUAUACAGUACAUUAGGACAGCCAUCUUUCAAACAGAAUUUGACAUGAGUUCAAACACUUGUUAUUAAGAAAGUUAGUUUAAUGCUAACAGGCCAAAAGUUUCCAACUUGUUAAAACACAUCGAACUGUUAUAGGCCCUCAAAAUAGUCUUGUCUAUUGCACUAUUGAAGUAUGAGCAAUCUUAGUUUGUCAGAUUAAUUUGGCUCAGUAAGUUGUGUUCAAUUUGCUUAAAUUUUUAUUUUUAGUGAUCAGUGUCCAACAAAACAAUGAUGAUGUACAAGUCAUAAUGACAUUUAGAGCUUGGUUUAAAGUUAAUAAGAAACUACUUCAACUUAUGUAAAAAAACAACUCAAAAAUAAAAAAAAUACUGUUCAAUCCUUAA
Macrosteles quadrilineatus (aster leafhopper) is the source of this 4237-nucleotide messenger RNA. RefSeq names its product N-fatty-acyl-amino acid synthase/hydrolase PM20D1-like. NCBI's taxonomy places the organism in Eukaryota, Metazoa, Arthropoda, Insecta, Hemiptera, Cicadellidae. Gene Ontology annotation, biological process: amino acid metabolic process. The coding region runs from base 309 to 1913 and encodes 534 amino acids. The record is from RefSeq and is a predicted model, not a curated record. Gene Ontology annotation, molecular function: metallocarboxypeptidase activity; hydrolase activity, acting on carbon-nitrogen (but not peptide) bonds, in linear amides. The transcript is spliced from 9 exons.